AUGUCUCGCUCAGGUGGCACAACUCUCUACGUCACUGGCUUCGGCCACGGCACUCGAGCGCGCGAUCUCGCCUACGAAUUCGAACGAUAUGGCCGACUUGUUCGGUGUGAUAUUCCUGCACCACGGACAGCUUCCAGUCGCCUGUUCGCUUUCGUAGAGUAUGAAAGCCGUCGUGAUGCAGAUGAUGCCUACCAUGAAAUGCACAACAAACGCAUUGGUCGUGAUGACCUACUGAAGAUUGAGUGGGCUCGCACUCCUCCAUCUGCAUCCUGGCGCUUUGACUCUGGCCGUGACCGUCGUCGAGACAGGACUCCUCCUCGCCGCGGACGUUCUCCCUCUCCUCGCCGCGGACGUGGUGAUUACUCGCCUCGUAGGGAUGAGAGACGUGACAGAGACUACGACCGACGUGACCGGGACCGGGACCGUGAUCGCGAGCGCGAGCGUGAACGCGACCGGUCUCGCAGCCCCGAUGACCGUGACCGGGACCGAGACCUCAAAGAUGAUCGUGACAGACAGGAGGACCGAGAACGUCGUGAUGACGAGCACGACACUGCCACAAAUGGAGACGACAGAAAAGCCCUCGAACCGCCCACGUCAGGUCAUGAUGAACUCGACACAGCCGAGUAA
Messenger RNA from Talaromyces marneffei, 627 nucleotides. RefSeq lists its product as uncharacterized. The record is from RefSeq and is a predicted model, not a curated record. Gene Ontology annotation, cellular component: nuclear speck. The transcript has 5 exons. Gene Ontology annotation, molecular function: RNA binding. Bases 1 to 627 code for a protein of 208 amino acids. Gene Ontology annotation, biological process: mRNA splicing, via spliceosome. NCBI's taxonomy places the organism in Eukaryota, Fungi, Ascomycota, Eurotiomycetes, Eurotiales, Trichocomaceae.